GCCUCAGAUCUGACACCGCAGGACGCGCACAAGUCAGUGGAGUCAGUCGUCCUGUUUCCUUCAACAUGCAUCCAACAAGACUGACAACUCAGCAGUGACAAGUGUUUUCAAAGCGCCAAGUAUUUCUCCGUUUGAGCGAGCAGAUUGUGCGCAAAGAGCAUUUCGAGGACGUAUUUCUUUCCUCCGCUGGGAGCCAAAAACAGGCGGAGUUGAACGUUUCUGGAGACAUUUAAUUUUUUUCAUUUAAAGGGGAGUAUUUUGGUCCAAGCCUUUUCACCGACAUGGAGUACACGUCAACCCCGAAACCGCAGCUCUCAUCCCGGGCAAAUGCUUUCUCCAUAGCCGCCUUGAUGUCCAGUGGGAAGCCCAAUAAGGACAAAGAGACGGAGGAGAACACCAUCAAGCCUCUCGAACAAUUUGUGGAGAAGUCCUCCUGCAACCAGCAGUCUCUGGCUGACCUGUCCUCCCUGGACGGACACGGGGACUUCAGCGGGAACGCGCCUGCGGUGUGCACGGAGCCUCUCAUCCCCACCAAUCCCGGCAUCCCUAGCGAGGAGAUGGCGAAGAUCUCGUGCAGCUUGGAGACCAAAGAGUUGUGGGACAAAUUUCACGAGCUCGGCACUGAGAUGAUCAUCACCAAGUCUGGAAGGAGGAUGUUCCCUACCAUCCGGGUCUCUUUCUCCGGCGUGGACCAGGACUCUAAGUACAUCGUGUUGAUGGACAUCGUCCCAGUAGAUAAUAAGCGGUACCGGUACGCCUACCACCGCUCGUCCUGGCUGGUGGCCGGAAAGGCCGACCCUCCUCUGCCCGCCAGGUUGUACGUCCACCCGGACUCACCGUUCACCGGAGAGCAGCUGAUGAAGCAAAUGGUUUCCUUCGAGAAAGUCAAACUGACAAACAACGAACUGGAUCAACACGGACAUAUCAUCCUGAACUCCAUGCACAAGUACCAGCCGCGGGUCCACAUCAUCAAGAAGAAGGACCACACCGCCUCGCUGCUCAACCUCAAGUCUGAGGAGUUCCGCACCUUUGUAUUUGUUGAGACCGUCUUCACUGCCGUCACGGCCUAUCAGAACCAGCUGAUCACCAAACUGAAGAUCGACAGCAACCCGUUCGCCAAAGGUUUCCGGGACUCCUCGCGGCUGACAGACAUGGAGAGGGAAAGUGUUGAGAAUCUGAUCCACAAGCACUCGUACGCCCGGUCGCCGAUCCGAACCUACACCGGCGAGGAGGAGAACCUGAGCGAGGACGGACACGCCGCACACGCAAGAGGCUCGGCGUUCACCGCCUCAGACAACCUCUCCCUGAGCUCCUGGGUCACUACCACUUCGGGCUUCUCUGGCUUCCAGCACCCACAGUCCCUGACAGCCAUGGGCACCGGUACUGCCUCCCUGCCUCACCCCAUCCAGGGCUCCCUCCCCCCCUACAGCCGGCUGGGCAUGCCGCUGACACCCACUGCUCUAGCUGGAACCAUGCAGGGCAGCGGUCCGUCCUUCCCUUCCUUUCACAUGCCCCGCUACCAUCAUUACUUCCAGCAGGGGCCCUAUGCUGCCAUUCAGGGACUCCGCCACUCCUCCACAGUCAUGACACCUUUUGUAUGACUCCAUCCUGGGGAGGAUCCUUGCUCUGAUGCUCAUCCCCAAACCAAUGCAACCAGUUAUUUCUCCACUCAUGACUCCUCAUCCUGUUUGUAUCUUUACCCCUGGUCUUUGUAAAUAGUUCAGCUUCAUUGAGUGUGGAGAAGUGGAUGUGGCAUAAUGAUCCAGAAAUUUUGGAAAAUAGGACUGCGGUGCCUCCAUAGGACCUGUGGACACAUCAUCCGUCCUGUGCUUUCUAGGAACACUUUAGUGUCAUUGUACAAACACUUUCAACCACAAUACAAACUAUAAAACCUAAUGCGAGAUGAUAAAAGGAGCAUGUUUGGUCUUGGUCCUUGAAGAACAGAAAGUGGAUUCUGAAAUCCUCAGCUUAAACUCAUUUUAACAGUAUUUAGAAGACCAUGUCUCCCUCUAAAGGUUUAACAGUCCCUACUGGCUACAGGGUCUCCACCGAGGCUUUAAGGAUGACAGGUUGCUGUGUGAUUCUUCAAAAUAAUGCUUUUUGGAGAGACUCGUCUGAUGCUACUGUAUGUUGGACACCAAGGCUCAGUCUGAGUCUGUGAACAGUUUAGCAUACCAGAGUGGCAGAGCGUCCAUCUGAGCUCUCGUUUUUUAGAAAGCCAGCCAUGUACAGUUCAGACAUCACGCGCUGCUGAAAAUAAUGUCAAAAACAAAUGUUAAAAUGCAUUGUACAAAGAUGAAAAAGCAAGAUUUACUCAUAGGAAAAUUCUCACAGUAGAGUGCAAAAAAAAUCAUAGGACGCAUGCUGACUGCAGUAGACAAACACGCUGGGUAAACUUUAUAUGGAAUAACAUGAGAUGAAUAAGCUGGAGGCUUUUUGCUUUUUGAAGGCCAGGUCACACCAGCAUGUAAAACAGUAAAAACUUUGCAGCUAAAUCAAUUUCAAUGCAAUGUGUGGAUUCGCUCACAAGGCAAAGUAAAUCCACUUAAAUCUUUCACCUUGGGGUUACACUUUGGUGAACUUUGACAUGCAAAUUCCUGACCAUUGAUUUAUAGCAAACCAUGUUGCGGACUUUUAAGGGAACAGAGAACAUGAUGGGCUAAAAUGGAGAGGAGGUUAAGCAACACAGAUAAUAAGCUACAAUAGCUUAUUAUCUGUGUUGCUUAACCUCCUCUGUUGGAGUAUAAAUUGCUCUACAAAAGAGUAGUAGAUUACAGGACCAGACAGGAACUGAUAGUACAAAUACAUCUUUUGAAUAAACUGUCUGAACUUUCUGUCCCGUCCGCAAGCUAGCUAACGAGUUACUUAACUGACAGUUAGCAUGCUAGCUGGCUCAGGAGAGCCAUUUGUCUGUCUUCUUGAAUGAAAUGGUGUAAAAUCCCCCAAAAAUGCCAAGUUCAGAGAAAAUACAAAGAAACUCUGAGGGUUGUUGUGACUGACUAGCUCUAGCGUGUUCUCAGCUUGCUAGCAUGUUAGCCAUUAGCUCACCAGCUACAUUUCAUUAACUAGCCCUGCGAAUUGUCCCUAUAGGUCACAGAGCCUCCAACAUCAUCUACUUUGUGAAGAUGUGAGGAUGAAUUUUGCUUUUACUUUCUGGUGUGGCCAGGCCUUAACUAAGAGGGCUUCAACCACAAAAUGUGUUGAGUUCAAGUCAUCUGUUUUAAAGUAGUCAUAUUUUAAUUAACUGUGUGAACGUGGCCAUGAUCGUAGACCUCAUGAAUCUGUUUCCUCUGGUUCUUGAGGGAAACAAACUUUUAUUUCAUGAUAUCUAGAACCAUUUGAAGGGUAACAGCAGUUUGAGUUCAUAUUUUACGUUGUAAAUAGACAGCAUCUAUUAUGUAGAAACAUCCGUUUUGUCUCCACUGUGUUUUCAGUUGCAGACUGUUGACUGCAGCCUUUUAGCAGUUGGUCUAGCAGGUGUUUCCGAGCUGAUUCAUGGCAGCACCAGAGUGUGUCGACAGGGCAUCCACACCUGGAGAUAAUGGCUCUCUGCUCUCUCAUUUAAAACAUGCCGGGGGGAAGGAGCUGGAGGCUGCUGGAGUCGACUUGCACACAGUCAGGUGCAUGUGCAUAAAAAUGGCAGCUGACUGGCAGAGAAGUCAAAGUAAUUUAUUUGAAAAAUAUGAAGAAAUACAAAUACAAGCUGCAUAGGUGAAACGGUCCUACCUGAAGUGACAAUUAAUAAUUAGUAUUGUUUCGUAUACAUUUUAUUGUGAAGAUGCAUUUUAAGACCCUGAGCUCCAGAGCAAAAACUCUUCAUGUUAACAAAUAACAAUUGUCUAUAAUUGAGUCCAAAAACUAGAGCUAGACUGAUAUAUCGGACUAUUAGAUUAUGGCAGAUACAUCUGUAUCUGUGUAUAUGUCGGCUGAUAAGUAACAAAAAAUGGCAAUAUUUCUUUGGGGCUACAACAAAGAAUUAUUGUUACACUGCUGAUAAAUAAAAUGUCAGAAAUUAGUUAGAAGUAUCAUUAUAAUUUCUAAGAACCAAAUGUGACAAAUUAAAAUGACUUGUUUUUUCAGUCAGUCUAAAACACAAAAAAUUGACAGUUUAUCAUAAAGAAAAGCAUAACAUUCUGACAUUUGAGAAGCAGUAAAUGUCUGGCAUUUGUGAUUGACUAAACAAUUAAUCAUUUAUCAAAAUACCUUUCUAUCAAUUAACUAAUCGAUUAAUUGGCUGAUUGUUUCACUUAAAUUUCUUAACCAAUCAGAUAAUUAAGGGAAACUUAUCCAACAUGUUUGUUAUUUUUUUCAGCCUCAGAAAUUCAGUUUCCACAUGGGAAAAUAUGACAUUUAAGGACACAAUAAUUGACAAAAUGGCAGGUUCUGAUGGAUACUUUUUAAAGUGAGGCUGUGUUUUAUGCACAAAAUCCAAAGAAAAACACGGUUCAACAUUCCGUCAUGAAAACAGCAUUUGGAUGUAUCACAAUUAGGUCAUUGUGUUGAUUCAGGUGUGAGUAAAAAAUGAUGAAGAUACUUUUAUUGCUGCUUUGUGGAGGCAGAAUUCAAACAAAUUUAUUAAAAUGAGACAUUAUAUGAAGCCUGUUGCAGCGUAAUAUGGACAUAAAUGUAUUGCUCUGACCCCUUGCAUGUCAUUAAUGUGCAAGCAGUUCAUUUUAUCCCAUCUUUCCAACAGGAAAGUCAAAUUUUACUUUGACUUUUUCCCCUCACAAUUUUUGCUUUGGAAAUCAAGUCUUGGUCCUUUACUGAUGUGCACCCUGAGCGUUGUUUCAAAGGUGUGCACAAAUGAACUGAAUGUUGAUUUCCAUCAGUGUAAAUGUAAAAACACUUUUUUUUCUUUCUGAAUCAUAUGCACAGUCCUGACUUACCACUGACAAUAAUCUCUUUUUAAAAAAAUGUUUUGUUUUAUUUUGUAUGCCAUAACAUGAAUAUGACACCGAAUGAGAUUGUGUUUUGAUGAUUUUUAAGUGCAAUAUAUUUAUUUUGCUCUCUGGAAAUAAUGUGUAAUGUACUAUGCCGCAUUUAAAAAUAGUUAUUUGUAAACCUUGAGAAAUAUAUAUCACCACCCAAACUCUGAGUUAUUUUUUCACUGACUGACAUUAUGUAUACUUUUCCCUCUCAAUGAAUCACAGAUUGUCAGAAACAAAUUAAAUCAUUUGAUUGUUUAAAAACCACAAGUUAAACAGAUUUAUUUAGGUUUCCGUAUCACCUGACAAUCCAGUGAGCAUGUUUUAUGACUUUGUUUAACACCAAAGCAGAUUUUCUAUUUCUAAUAAUAUCUCUAUAAUGUAUUUUCUUUUCCCGAAAUGUAUAAAGCCAUUCAAAGAAUUCUAGUUUCUUCUAGUUUGGAGUUUAUGGGAUAAACAAUUAAAUUUUAAUGAGGUUGGAAUAGAAA
Molecule: messenger RNA, 5413 nt
Organism: Micropterus salmoides (largemouth bass)
Lineage: Eukaryota; Metazoa; Chordata; Actinopteri; Centrarchiformes; Centrarchidae
Gene: tbx20
Product: T-box transcription factor 20
Biological process (GO): heart looping; cell fate specification; vasculogenesis
Cellular component (GO): nucleus
Molecular function (GO): DNA-binding transcription factor activity, RNA polymerase II-specific; RNA polymerase II cis-regulatory region sequence-specific DNA binding
Source: RefSeq, a predicted model, not a curated record